Molecule: messenger RNA, 3465 nt
Organism: Lobosporangium transversale
Lineage: Eukaryota; Fungi; Mortierellomycota; Mortierellomycetes; Mortierellales; Mortierellaceae
Product: SNF2 family N-terminal domain-domain-containing protein
Exons: 4
Coding region: 1-3465 (1154 amino acids)
Biological process (GO): DNA repair; DNA-templated transcription; chromatin remodeling
Cellular component (GO): Ino80 complex; nucleus
Molecular function (GO): DNA binding; histone binding; ATP hydrolysis activity
Source: RefSeq, a predicted model, not a curated record
AUGCAAAACUGUAAAAAGGUCGCACAACUGUGCCAAAGAGAGGCAAGGAAGGCGGCGGCUCGUUCUGUUAAGCCAAGUAAAGAGGUUCAUUCCCGAGCGCGAAAAGCAAAUCGUGAAAUGCUCUUUUUCUGGAAGCGCAAUGAACGUGAGGAGCGGGAGAUGAGAAAGAAGGCUGAAAAGGAAGCAAUUGAAAAGCUACGUAUUGAGGAAGAGAUGCGGGAAGCCAGACGUCAGGCCCGCAAGCUCAACUUCUUGAUUACACAGACAGAGCUGUACAGUCAUUUCAUCGGCAAGAAGAUCGGAACUGAGGCAGCAGAAGCAGAUGAUGAUGCAGCCCCUGUCCGAAUGCAACCAUCAAAGGAACCUCAUGAAGAUUCUAUCCAACAGGAUCCAAAUCAUGCACCUGUGGAGGGCGAUAUUGAUUUUGAAGAAGCCACAGAUGAAGCACUAGAAGCUCAGGCCAAAUGGGGUGCACAACAAGCAUUGCUAGCAGCUCAACAGCGCACAAAGACAUUUGAUGAAGAGGCUAAGGAACACCGAGAGCAAAAGCCUAACAUGGCUCUUAACCAGAAUGACUUGGACGAGAUGAAUUUCCAAAACCCAUCCAGUAUGCCAACAGUGGCUGAAAUUGAGCAGCCUAAGAUGCUUAUGUGUCAACUCAAGGGUUAUCAGAUUAAGGGCCUUAACUGGCUAGCCAAUUUAUAUGAGCAGGGUAUCAAUGGUAUUCUCGCAGACGAGAUGGGUUUGGGAAAGACAGUCCAGUCUAUUUCGCUUAUGGCGUACUUGGCCGAGACACAAAACAUCUGGGGCCCAUUUUUAGUGAUAGCUCCUGCGUCAACAUUGCACAACUGGCAGCAAGAGUUUACAAAGUUUACCCCAGAUCUGAAAGCUCUCCCGUAUUGGGGCAAUAUCAAGGACAGAAAGACGCUACGCAAGUUUUGGAACAAGAAACAAGUGUACAACAAAGAUGCGCCUUUUCACGUCCUCAUAACGUCUUAUCAAUUGGUUGUCUCGGAUGAAAAGUAUUUUCAGCGAGUCAAGUGGCAAUAUAUGGUACUGGAUGAGGCACAGGCAAUCAAAAGUUCAUCCAGUGCACGAUGGAAAACAUUACUGGGCUUCAACUGUCGCAACCGCCUCUUACUCACAGGAACCCCAAUCCAAAAUAGUAUGCAAGAAUUGUGGGCAUUACUGCAUUUUAUCAUGCCUAGUCUUUUUGAUUCCCAUGAGGAGUUUAGUGAAUGGUUCUCAAAGGACAUCGAGUCCCAUGCUGAAAACAAGGGUACGUUAAAUGAGCACCAACUGAAACGUCUUCACAUGAUCCUUAAGCCAUUUAUGUUGCGUCGUAUCAAGAAAAAUGUGCAGAACGAGCUGGGCGAUAAGAUCGAGUUGGAAGUGAGCUGCGAAUUGACAGCGAGACAAAGGGCGCUUUAUCGUGGGCUCAAAGAAAAGAUUUCUAUUUCAGAGCUCUUAGAAAAGGCGUCGUCUCUGGAUGAUAGCGAUUCUGUCGACAGUUUGAUGAACCUUGUUAUGCAGUUCCGUAAAGUUUGUAACCACCCUGAGUUAUUUGAGCGUGCCGACGUAGUAUCACCUUUGGCAUUAUGUGCCUUUAGUCAAACGCCAUCAAUCGCACGAGAAGGAGACGAUCUGUUUGUGGCAUACACAACGCGUAGCAGGAUAAAUUAUUCUAUUCCUAAGCGCUUUUACCGCGAGGGCGGGCUUUUGCGAGUUCCUUCGGAGCAAUCGAAUGCAGGAACCGACACCAAAUAUCUGGAUCAUCUUUUGAAUAUCUGGACACCUGAUCAUGUUGCACAAUCCAUGUUUGAAGAAGAAGGCACGUUCUCUUUCUUGCGAUUCACUGAUUAUUCACCUUCUCAGGUCACUAAGAUAUCCCGCAGCCACCUACUGGAUCGGUUUGCUCUCCAUCUAGAGCUGGAAGACUCACGAUCAAGACGUGGGUAUGGUCUUGACAGUGUCUGGGACGGCGAUGAUGUGGCAUCAGCAAAUUAUCCGGGGAAUACUUUUGCAAAGUUUGUGAUUUCCGAGUCAGUGGAUCCAUUUUCACAGAACAAUCGAUCUAGUUUGAACCAUAUGAAGCAGCUUGGUCAUACCCUCUACAAAUCCGAACUGGGCGAGUAUUUGCCAAUGAUGGAGGCAGCCUAUAGACCCAAGGCGGUGGCCCCUCCAAUCGAGAUGAUCUGUUCUGAUCGUACUUUUCUUGUUGACCAAUAUGAGCAAAUGUUUGAUACCAGAAUACGACGACUACUGCUUGGUGUUCCAGAAUUUAGAACAGAGGCUGUGCAUCAAGAAUAUGUUGCUCCAAUAAUGGAUUUAUGGCAGGUGAAUCAGGGUCGUGGAUUGCUAGGUGAGCCAUCACUCAGCUCCCAGGGCUAUUCGACCAUCGAAGUACCUCAGAUGAAACAACUGAUUAUGGAUUCUGGAAAGCUGGCGGUCUUGGACAAAUUGCUUGUGGAGCUCAAGGCCGGUGGUCAUCGCGUACUUGUGUAUUUCCAGAUGACUAAAAUGAUUGAUCUGAUGGAAGAAUAUCUUACUUAUCGACAGUACAAAUACUUGCGUCUUGAUGGAUCUUCCAAGAUUUCUGAUCGUCGCGAUAUGGUGACAGACUGGCAGACACGACCAGAGAUAUUCAUCUUUUUGCUUAGUACUCGUGCGGGUGGUCUAGGAAUCAAUUUAACAGCGGCGGACACCGUUAUUUUCUAUGACAGCGAUUGGAAUCCUACAGUGGAUCAGCAGGCUAUGGACCGUGCCCAUCGUUUGGGCCAGACACGUCAAGUCACUGUGUAUAGGCUCAUCACUCGAGGAACAAUCGAGGAAAGAAUUUUGCAGCGAGCCAAACAGAAAGACGAAAUACAAAAGGUCGUCAUCUCUGGCGGAGAAUUUAAACAGAGUGUCGAGUUCAAGCCACGCGAAAUUGUUUCAUUAUUGUUAGACGACGACGAAUUAGCGACUAAACUGCAGGAACAGCAGUUGAAGCGCAAGGUCGAGGAAGAAGAAGCCAAGAGUUCACGCAAAGGCACAUCCAAGGCAGACAGUGGCCGGCCAUCGAAGAAACCUAGGAAGGAUGGUAAAGACAACAAGGACACUGCAGCUUCUACGCCUACUGCCUCUACAAGUGGUUUGGCGACAAAAGGAAGAACCUUGGAUGAGAUGUGGGCUGAGAUGGAUGCACAGGCGGCGGGUGAAGGAGCUGGUGCUGGUGGCGAAAGUAAUUCAGGGGCAGGAGUAAGUCCUGUCACGAAAGGCAAGCGAGGCCGCACUCCUAAAGAAAAGCCACCCAAGGAACCAAAACCCAAAAAAGAAAAAGAGCCAAAAGCUAAGAAACCGCCCAAGAUAGGCAAGAAGGCUCAAGCAGCAGCAGCAGCAGCAGCAGCAGAAGGAGGAGGACAGCAAAGAGAGAAUGGUGAUGAUGUUGAUGUGGACAUGGAUGCUGAUGUGAUGGAUAUGUAA